GAACAUCAACGUCUUCCUCCCAGCAACGAGGGGCUGGGAAAUUAGUGACUUCACUAAACAUUAACUAAUCAAACGGCGCUUUGUGAAGCGUGACCAAUGAACGUUUUCACCUGUUUUAUCUCCUUUUAUGUGAUUGGUUCACAAGCAUAGUGUCGCCGGCUGGCCUUGGACAAAUGCUGGCAAGCAGACUGUGGCGAUUCCGAUCUGCUUGCCUUAGGCUGGCAGGAUGAAUGGCGCGGCCUGCCCACUGUUUGACACGAAAGAAAGAGUCCUGAAGCUUGGGGAGAGUUUUGAGAAGCAGCCGCGUAGCGGGUUUCACACCAUUCGAUAUGACUUCAAACCAGCAUCCAUUGAUACAUCUUGUGAGGGUGAUCUUGAAGUUGGGAAAGGAGAACAGGUGACAAUCACACUGCCAAAUCUUGAGGGAUCAACUACUCCGGUCACAGUUUUUAAAGGCUCUAAAAGACCUUAUUUGAAGGAAUGCAUUCUAAUUGUUAACCAUGAUACAGGAGAGUGUCGUUUGGAGAAGUUAAGCAGCAAUAUUACUGUGAAAAAGACAAGGGCUGAAGGUAGCAGCAAGGUACAGUCUCGCAUAGAGCAGCAACAGCAACAGAUGCGGAAUGCGUCCAAGACCCCUACAAAUCUUAAAACUUCUUCACCUUUGCAAAAAAUGUCUCCUACUUCACCUAUGGAUGACAUUGAAAAGGAACUCAUGGCAGAAGCCAGUGCAAUUGACCAAAUGAGCAGCUCAGACAGCUCUUCUGAGUCAAAAAGCUCCUCAUCUAGCAGUGGUGACAGUUCCAGUGACUCUGAAGACGAGGGUAGCAAGUCUUCCCAUUCUGUCUCAAUGCCACUGCUCAAUCAGUCUGCGUCAAAUGCAGAGCCCAUAACCCAAAAGUCUCAGGAUAAUGGUGGUCAGAUGAUGAGCACACUAAGGAAUGACUUGCAGCUGAGUGAGUCUGGAAGUGACAGCGAUGACUAAACCAAUAUGUGGCCUCUUGACUAUGAUGUUGAAUCUGUUUAUCUACUAAUCGGCAUCCAUUUUGCACUAGAAUUUAUCAUUGACUAAAGUGAAUGUUUUCAUAUUUUGAUAAAAGAAUAUCUGAGAAAUGUAUUUCUAUUUAUCCUACAUACUAUUGAUGUCUUAUCCUGCCUGCACCCUUAUUCUAGAACUAAGCAAUUUGUUUGAGGGUGUAGUGUGUAGGUUUUUUUUUUCCUGACCCUAUUAAAAUGUCAUUGUAACCCCCAUAGAUUGGGACAUUUGACACCGUUUAAAGGUCAGUGCUUAUAUGGUUUUAAUGUUGCAGCAUUUUCACAGCUAAAUUAUUUUAAGGAAAUAUUAAUUAUUACAAAGUGCUCUCCCCCCCCCCCCUUUUUUUUUUUUUUUUUUUUUUUUAAAUAUUAUCCAAUGCAUUUUUGAAAUUCACCAUAUGUAGGGAUGGUGGAAUUAAAAGUUGCACUUCAUUCUGGCCUAAAAUACAUAGUUCCAACUGUGUUGGAAUUUAAUAUUUAAAGCUUAUCCAUAGUUUUCUUUGCUGAAUUCCUUAAAAGUGAUUAAAGUUUCUGGUUAAAAAAAAAAUAGUUUUUGCUGAUAAAGUAAAGGGACAGGACAUCUUAAAAACCUCUCAAGCUGUGCUUUUUUAUUUUUAAUUAUUUUUUUUGUACUACCUAAAAAGGAUUGUCUUUCCAUGUGGUGGUCUGUAUGGUUAGACUAAAGCAAUUCUUUAUCGAGAAUUUAAGAUCAGUGUUAAAUUUUAUGAUGUAAAAACUGCCAAAAUUUUCUCAGUGAAUUUUUCAGUAGUUGCCUCAAUAACUUGAUUCCAAAGAACAGCGUUCUGUGAACUGUGUGUUCUUAUUGUUUAAGGCUUUUUUUUUUUUUUUUUUUGUGUAUGUCAAUAUUUUACUUGCAGGUUUUCUUUCUUGAUGAUAAAAUCAAAACUUCAGGAAUUGCAAUAAGGUUCACACAUGAAAACAUGGGUACAUAAAUUAAUAAAUAUAGAUAUUUAAAAAAGAAAAAA
Molecule: messenger RNA, 2018 nt
Organism: Bombina bombina (fire-bellied toad)
Lineage: Eukaryota; Metazoa; Chordata; Amphibia; Anura; Bombinatoridae
Gene: EAF2
Product: ELL associated factor 2
Exons: 6
Coding region: 227-982 (251 amino acids)
Biological process (GO): regulation of transcription elongation by RNA polymerase II; positive regulation of DNA-templated transcription
Cellular component (GO): super elongation complex
Molecular function (GO): transcription elongation factor activity
Source: RefSeq, a predicted model, not a curated record